Molecule: messenger RNA, 1070 nt
Organism: Carcharodon carcharias (great white shark)
Lineage: Eukaryota; Metazoa; Chordata; Chondrichthyes; Lamniformes; Lamnidae
Product: claudin-11-like
Exons: 3
Coding region: 270-905 (211 amino acids)
Biological process (GO): bicellular tight junction assembly; cell adhesion
Cellular component (GO): bicellular tight junction; plasma membrane
Molecular function (GO): structural molecule activity
Source: RefSeq, a predicted model, not a curated record
GUUUAGUUUUAGACUCAGCCUCACUUUGUGUGUGUGUGCUGCUUACAGAUUUUUGUUCUAACAAGAAAACAGUUAACUAAAGAAAGGGUUUUAUCUUGGAUAGAUAAAUGCAAAGAUUUUAUUUUGGGCACCUUAUGUUUCCUAAGAGCCCUUAGAAACAGUGUCAAGUUCUUUAUGUUUCGGAAGGAUAUUUCACAGGAGAAACAGAACCUGUGUGAAAUAUUUUCACAUUUUUGUGCUGGUGAAUUGCUCAGUUGAUUGAAGACAGGAUGUCGCCUGCGUGUCAGCAUUCACUGGGCUUUGUGCUGAGCUCCCUGGGCUGGAUUGCUAUUCUGAUCGCAACCGGUACCAAGGAAUGGGUUCAAAGCUGCUCAACAGGAGUGACGGACUGCCUUCUCUUUGAUGAAUUGAAACUGCAGGGGCUGUGGACCGAAUGUUACCGAUCAACUGGCGCCUAUCACUGCAAGACACUGUCUGACAUCCUGAGAUUGCCAGCCUACCUGCAGACCAGCCGAGCCUUGAUGAUCACAGCCUCCAUCCUGGGAUUGCCGGCAACUCUCCUCAUACUCACAGCAUUACCCUGCAUGCGCCUCGGAACCGAAAACCAUUCUUCCAAGCACAGGCGAUCCUUGCUGGGCGCCAUUCUCCACAUAUUGUUAGCGCUCUGUGCUGCAGUUGCCACAAUCUGGUUCCCGGUGGGAGUUCACCAGGAUGCACGCCUCUUCAAUUUUGGUUACUCGCUUUUCCUGGGUUGGAUAGGCACCAUACUGUGCCUGUUCGGGGGUGCAGUAAUCAUCUGCUGCGCUGGUCCUUCAUCGCAGCACCAGGAAAACCGGUAUUACUAUGCUUCACAAGGCUCCUCCUCCGUAACAAACCCAACACAUGCCAAGAGUGCACACGUCUAAGGAACAAGUAUGUAACCUGGAGAAGCCCCAACAGAUCUUGCAUCAAGGGGCUAGUAAGACUCAUGACAAAUGUUCACCUUAAGAUCGACUCUCUGCUGGCUUGAAGGCAAAUGAAGAUUGAAGUUGUACUUCAUGUUGGUCAGAAAAAUAAACUCUCUUUUGUGA